Brassica oleracea var. oleracea is the source of this 1813-nucleotide messenger RNA. RefSeq lists its product as uncharacterized. NCBI's taxonomy places the organism in Eukaryota, Viridiplantae, Streptophyta, Magnoliopsida, Brassicales, Brassicaceae. Gene Ontology annotation, cellular component: peroxisome. The record is from RefSeq and is a predicted model, not a curated record. Gene Ontology annotation, biological process: regulation of gene expression.
UUUCACAGUUAACUCGCCGCGUUUUCGACACGGUGAAAACCUAAGUUUCGAUAAAAACUUUAUUUUUGUGUUCAGCAACCAAGCAAGAUGUUUCCCUUCGCCCGUGCACCGACAGUCGUGUUGUGGGACACUUUUGAUUGCCCCAUCAUCCCCGAUGAUGAUUUCACUGAAGUUUUUCUGAUCACUAAAUCGGCUCUUGAAGAAAAGGGUAUUAUUACUGGUGUUUAUGGUAGCGUCGAAUUCAGGGCUUUCGUUGGCGACAUGGACGAGUGUCCGGGAUUUCCUGUUUUUUGGAUAGACAAAGCUAAGGGCAAAGAUGAUAGACUUUGGAGCAUCAUUACAUUCUUACUUGCUCAGGCGAAUUAUUAUUCAUCAAGUACAACAUUCUUGAAUUUGUUGCUAGUCGUGGGAGAUAUAUCUGAGCACGAGGAGUUUCAGCGGGCUAUUCGCUUAUUAAAUUCCAGAAGAAAAUUCAAUGUUCUUCUAGCACAGCCUCCUCCUCAAAAUGCAAGCUCAUCAUCAGGAGAGGAGCUUUUUGACAAAGACUGGCUCUGCUCCCGUCUUGCAGCUGGAGAACAACUUAUCAACAAGUUGGGCAUAGGGAAAACCUUUGAACCACCUUUGAAACAUAUUCCUUCUCAUCAGGUUGCUCUUACUUCUCAUCAGGUUGCUCUUCCUUCUCACCAGGUUGCUACUAAGUUGUCAUUUGCAAAGCCAUUAUGCCUUAGUAAACAUAUGGCCGAGAGAGCAAGAACAUGUGUUUUCUGGGACACUGUGGCUUACCCACUCCCUGCUGGUCUCCAUUCCGAUGAUGUUUUGCAAAACAUUGAAGAUGCUCUUUCUGAAAGGGGUUAUUCUGGCCGUGUCUCAAUCACGGCUUUUCUCGAUGAUCACCCCUCCCCCCCAGGCUUUACUGGAUGUUACGUCUCUUACCUAAAUGAUGGAGAGAGAGAUGCGCGACAUUGGCAGAUUGCAUUGCACUUGCUUGCUGCUGCUCGUCGCACUAGGAUUGAGCCAUUAAAUCAUAUGCUACUCAUGGGAGACAUCUCAGGACACAUUGAGCUCUUAAGGACUAUCUACUUGUUGAAUUUGAGAUUUUCCUACAAUGUUAUCUUAACACAGCCUCCUCCUGAAAACGCAUCAUCAGGAGAGCCACUUGGUAAGGACUGGCUCUGCUCAAGCCUCUCAGCUGGAGACAAACUUCUCAGCCAAAUCGAACAAAAAUUAAUCAUGAGCACAGUUGUACAACCUUUGACUCCUUGGCAGGAGCGAUACAAAGCUGCAACCACGGUCGUGUUCUGGGACCUUGUGGAUUGCCCAGUACCUGUUGGUCGCACUGCUGUUUUGGCUUCACAGAUCAUUAGAUCGGCCUUUGAAAAAAUGAGUUAUCGUGGCACUGUUACCAUCCAUGCUUUUGGCGAAGUGAGUAAUCUGGAUCCGCUUGUUUCAGAACUAAGAGAUGUGGAGUGUCAUGAUGAAAACACACCCACACCCUCAGGUGUAUUCCUUGAAGAUACGAAUCCAUCCGGAAUCGUGUUUCAUCACACACCCACAGCACAUAAAGACGCUAGACGUGAGAUGAUGCGUGAUGAAUUACGCGUCUGGGCACUUGGUAAUGAUGCUCCAGCAAAUGUGAUGGCUAUCUUACGAGACACCUCUGAUGACAAGAUCUUUGCCGGUUAUCUUAACGUAUUGAGAUCGAUAAAUUAUAACGUUGUCAUAGCACAGCCUCAGAACGCGUUAGGCCAGCUUUUCGAUAUGGAAUGGCUUUGCGCAAGACUUGGAGACAGAUUUCUCCCUCGAACGAGAAAUU